UCCCCUGAUGAUACGGAAAGCCAUUUGAAAGUAGGGAUUGGAAAAGUUUUCUCCAUAAAAUAGAAAUUUCCGAUCGCGGACUCCACGCAAAACUUCGUGAUUGUCGUGCAAUCCCAAUUUUGGAUCAUUCAAAAUGGCGACCAGCACAGCUGAGACUGCCAACGACGUCCGCGGCACUAUGACCGGAGCGGAAAUUGCCAUUUCUCGAAGUUAACGAUCCAACCACACCCCUACCUCGAAGAGCUGUGCUUGGAACAACUCCUCUUCCUGCCAAAAAACAAAAUCCAAAACGGAGUCUGGAAAUUUGAAACCUUCCAAAACUCUCCAGCCAUUUCGGAGCCUUCAACAAACUCAAGUCAAGUUAAGGUGUCUCGUCCUACAGACACAAUUUUUCUACUUUUUUAGCAGCUGCACUUUUGUCGGACUUGUUUUGUCACCAUGAUGCCGAAACGGCGCCAGUGUAAAAUCAUCAUCGCCACGUCGCUGGUGUGGAUUUUGAUUGACUUUGGUCUGUUGUUGUACUACACGGCGCCGUGCAUAGGGCCGGGCUGCGCUAAGGAGGCCGCAGUGGACGAUCAAGGCCCAAUCCAACGCAUGAUAGAAAAGGCCAAUGAUUGGAUGCAACACAGGCCAGAAGAAAGGAAACAAAUUGAGGUUCCGCGGCAAUUCAACUCGGAUGGCCCAGGAGAGAUGGGCAAACCAGUGAUCAUCGAGCCCGAGAACAAAGCGGAGUCAGAGAGACUCUUCCGAAUCAACGAGUUCAACCUCAUGGCCAGCGACCGGAUAUCGGUCAAUCGGUCACUGCCGGACGUCCGGCCGCGAGGGUGUGCCAACAAAGUUUAUCCUAAAAAUUUACCCACUACCAGCGUUAUCCUAGUAUAUCACAACGAGGCGUGGAGCACGUUAUUACGCAACGUUCACAGCAUUAUAAACCGGUCGCCGCGGGAUCUGCUGGCCGAAAUUAUUCUGGUAGACGACGCCAGCGAUCAGGAGCAUUUAGGUAAAAAAUUAGAAGACUAUGUCGCCAAACUGCCCGUGCCAGUGCGCAUCACGCGCAUGCCGGAGCGAUCAGGUCUUAUACUUGCCCGCAUGACGGGGGCGGGAAUAGCCAAGGGGGACGUACUGACGUUCCUGGACUCCCAUUGCGAGGUUACGGAGGGCUGGCUUGAACCGCUUCUGGGAAGGAUAGCUGCCGAUAGGAAAACAUCUGUUUGCCCAGUUAUUGACGUGAUUAGUGAUGAGAACUUUGGAUACCAACAUGGGAACGAUCCACAAAUGGGCGGCUUUGGCUGGUCCUUAUUCUUCAAAUGGUACCCCAUUCCGCACAGGGAGCGGCUACGUAGGAGAGGGGACAACACAGAACCAGUCCAAUCUCCGACAAUGGCGGGCGGUCUGUUUGCCAUUGACAAGAAAUAUUUUGAGGAGCUGGGCAUGUACGACCCCGGCUUCAAAAUAUGGGGCGGGGAAAACCUAGAGCUCUCAUUCAAGUUAUGGAUGUGCGGCGGCAAGCUAGAAUUCGUCCCCUGCUCCCACGUGGGCCACGUCUUCCGCAAGAAGUCCCCUUACCACUUCCCCCCGGGCACCAACUACGUCAACAAGAACAACAAGCGUCUGGCCGAAGUCUGGCUGGACGAGUACAAGAACUUCUACUACCGCAUCUCGCCCGUGGUGGCCAAGACGGACGCUGGGGAUCUCUCGGAGAGACACGCGCUCAGGGAAGGUCUUCAUUGCAAGAGCUUCAAGUGGUAUCUGGAGAACAUUUACCCGGAGUCUUCGUGGCCGGUGGACUACAAAUCCAUGGGAGAAAUCCGCAACGUGCAAAAUAACAAAUGCCUGGACACCAUGAUGAAGGACAGCGGACACAAAGUGGGCCUCUUUGGUUGCCACGGACAGGGAGGCAAUCAGAUCUGGGCAAUGACGAGACUGCAGGAGCUCCGACAUGACGACGUCUGUCUGGACGUGGCCAGGGGCGGGCCCAUCAUGAUGCUGAGCUGUCACUCACAGGGUGGCAACCAACAAUGGGCACAUAAUACCGAGACCAAGGAAUUGAAGCACAGUAAUGGAUUAUGCUUGGAUCUAUCGGAUAAAUCACAAGAUGAACCCAGCAUGAAACCCUGCAACGGACACAAGUCCCAGCAAUGGGACAUGACAAGCUGGAACUGGAAUGAGAAGGUUUAACGACCGGAAAAAACAGUAGGAAAACUUUGGACAUAAUGUAUGCCUUGAGAAUAUUUGGGAAAACAUGGAUCUAGUGUUGGAAUAUCCAUGAAAAAAAUGAGUUGUUUUAAGGAUGGACAAGCCGCCGGAAUGACAUUGUGAGUAUGGAAUUUCCGGGAAAUGCCUUAGGAAUUGUUUUGGGAAAACCUGGAAUUUGCUGUAGGAAAUUCCUUGAUAAUAAGAAAAGAAGCAGGCAUUUUGUUGGAAAUUCCUUGCAAAUGAGAAUGUUUCAAGUCUGGAAAAGAUACAGAUCGAGACAGGUCAUGCACUCGUGAAAGUCGUGAACAAUUUGAAAAACUGAUGUUUUCGGGAAAAUCCUUCCAAAAAGUGUGAUGAAAAGGUAAAAGUUGUUCCAGCGCCAGCAAAAAUUGUCUCCAACAUUUUUUGUCAAAUUCAGCAGGAGUUCCAUGGAAGCGUAAACAAAUUUUAAGAAAUUAUGGAAUCAGAUGAAUGGUUGUGAAAAGGUAACAUUAUUUCUGGGGGAAAAAACCCUAAUUUUCAGUAUUACUAUAAAGGGGAAAAGGUCAUGCAGCCAAUGUCACGAAAAAGUGCGUAGGACUUGCGCAGACUUGCGCAACAAAUUUAUUGCGCAUCUGCGCAAUAAACUUACGAUCGAUUUCACGAAGCUUGGCGUAGCUGCGCAACGUUUUAAAUAAUCUAAACAUCUUGGACAAGGAUAAUAACAGCGUUUACGACAGCAGUUUGUGUAUGAAUUUGUUCGUUCUUGAAACAGUCGUUGAAUCACCUCAUUCUACCAUUUUGAAAAGAAUUUUGUCCGCCUUUUUUCGAAAUUGUUUGGCAACUCUAAAACUUCUGUCACAAGUAAAAUAGCAAUUCUGUGCCUCAAACACCAAGCUGUGAGUGUCUUGUAUCAACCUUGAUAAGCUGUGCAAUGAUAGGCUCCAUGACGAUCACGAUUUAUUUAUAAAAUAGAUCAGUUUCAGUUGCGUACGCCACCUAAAAUGAUUGUGCAAGUUACGCCGUAAUUUAUUGCACAAGUCACGGACUUGCGCACCAUGAAACUUUCGUGAAAUGUGCCAUAAGUGAAAUGUUGCGCAGUUUAAAAUCUUGCUCAACUGACGGAAUAAAUUGUGGCACAAGCGGAGUCCGAAAACGUAGAAAUAUGGUCCGAAAACAUAGAAAUCAUCACGGAAUAAUUUUACUGUGGAAUGUUGCACGAAAACCAAUAAAGCAUAUCCCCAUGCAUUUUUGUAUCAAUAUAUACCGCACACCACUGACCACAAAAAUGAAUCUUUUUCGGGUUGAAAUUACUCGAAAAGCCAAUGCAAACUUGUGUUGAAAAGUAGAAUUUUAAGUCAAACAAGACAAAUGCAUGAUAAGUGUCCAGCCUUUGAAAAAUUCAUGUGGAUACCACUGUUGCCUUUUUAACUUACAAUGGCAUUAUUUUCCUUUAUUAUUUUUUUUUUUCAACCAAAGAGAAAGUAUUUCUGCUAGCAUUAAUUCUCAGUUUUUAGUUGCAAAAUGUCAAAAAAGGAAAGAAGGCCAUUUUUAAUGUGGAGAAUUUUUUUCUGCAGAUUUUCUUUCAAAAUGCAACUCAUUUGUUAGUAAGCAUUGUUUAUCCAGACGUUUUUUUAGCAAAUUUAUUUAGCCAACUCUCCCUUAUCUCAUAUAUAUUAGCUUCCUUUUUUGGGGGGAACAAUAUUGUUUGUCACGUAUUAAAUAGUUUUUUUGUCUUUCAAAAGGUUUACUUAAGGAGCAUUGCAGGAAUUUGUUUUAAUGUAGAUACUGUCUAUAUAUUGUAGACUUAUUUUAAAGUGUUUCUUCAAACCCUGUGCUUUGUUGACAGCAAAUGUAGUCAGCAUUCUUCGUCGGUGAUCGGCCAUUUUCGUUUACAAAUUUCAAAUAGGCUUAAAGCACUCUGUUUAUUGGUCGAAAUGUAUUGUCCGUUAACAAUAUAUUUACUACUUGUUGCAAGGACCAAGGGUAAGGGAAAACAUUCAUGUAUCAGACAGCUAAGGCACAUACGUUCUUUGGAACAUUUCACAUUUUUCUGUUUUGUGAGGAAGUUUUGUUUUUUCAAAUAUUUGUAAUUUAGGGCUGCCGAUUUAGUUUUUUUCAAAUUUGCAUAUUACUUUCCGUAGAAAGUGUUUUGAUUUCGUGUGGUCGUGUAUCAUUAACAAAUGGUUAUAAAUGGUGGGGAAAAAAUCCUUUUCCUUUUUGGAAAAGUGUACAUUUUGCUAAAUUUCAGACCUAUGUCCAAUUUCCAGUUGUGGAAAUAGUGACAUAUUUUGCAAACUUUUCAAAGAAAAAAAACGCAAAAGUUUUUUUUCCCUUUUAAGUGGGAAAGGGGAUUUAGCCUGUUCUUGUAGAUUUGUACAGCAUUUUCUAUCUCGUAGGUGCAAAAAAAAGAGAUGAUAAUUAUAACAAUCAAAGUGUGUGUUUCAUAAAUGCAAAUUUUGGUAAUUAGCAAUGAUUGUAAUGAGCUGGCUACUUAAUCUAAUAUAUUGAACAUAGACAAUAUUUUUCCAAAAAUUGUAUCAAUUUAGCAACUGCAAAGCUUUAUGUUCAUAGCAGAAAAAAAAAUCUUUGUAUUGUAUUGUAGAUUUUCGAAAUAGUUACAUUUCUUCCAAUUUUCUUUUUUAAGAAGCAUGCCCGUCUCAACGUCUUCAAAUAUAGUUAUUGGUGCCAAAACUAAAAAUACUAAAAAUAUAAAUAUUCAUUUGAAUACUGCCCUCUGUUGACCACAUUGAUAUAUGUUGUAUUUUCAGUUUUAAAUCAACUUGUCAAUGUGGCUUUUUUGUCAAUUUUAAAAAAGAAAGAGAAUUUAUCUUUGGAAUUCGGUGCUUUGGUUUCAUGUUGGACAUUUGGAUAGUAACUUUCAGCCGCGUAAUGUCAUUGAUUUUAAUGUCAUGUGCGGUACUAAAGUGAGAUUGUUGAGAGUUCGCGGUGGGCUGUAUUAACACAACUACUCAGUUUUUCUUUUGAUGAUAAAAAAAAACGAAACAUAUUCAAACCUCAACAAAGCCUCUGACAAUUUUCAGAGUCGUUUUUGAAAAGUUCUGUUAGAACAUCAUCGAUUUUCAAAGCAUCAGUUUUAGCGUUCCCCCACCCCCCUUCCCUUCACCACCUGAGAAUUUACUCCACGUCUGUAUGUCAUUUUGGGGUUUUGGUUUUCAAAUCGUCAAAAAAACUGAUGGUAGUAUCAUGCUGGAAAGAUACUUAUUGGAAAUGAUGCUUUGGUUGGUUUUCGGAAAGAAAUACAGAAGAAUUGUUUCAGUUUGCAAAAGGGUUGUACAUUUCUUUUUGAGAAACUAACAUUGUAACUAAAACUGUAAGACGAGAAGACAAUCAAUUUUUUGUAUCAAUAGAAAUGCAUAAUUAAUACACAAGUGCCUUUAAUUGUAUAAUCGAUAUUUGGUCAGCAGAGAAUUUGUUGAAUAAUGCACAAUAUGUUUGCUGUAUUGUUUGUACAAAAACAGUUGUUUCCUGUGUAUUUUAUUUCAAAGCAUGUUGUAGUGUUGAUAUUUGUUAUUUUCCCCCAUAUAUUAUUUCCAGAUUUUGUUUCAUAAUGACAACCAGUUAUUUUUAUCGGUUUAUGUCGGCCAUGUGACUGUAUGCUAAUUUAGGGUUAGUUUCUUUUAAAAUGAUAAAAAUGUCAAGCAAUAUUUUAUCUUGUAAGUGUAAAAUAAAUUAAUAAAUAACGAAAAAAAAAUAAUA
Patiria miniata (bat star) is the source of this 5895-nucleotide messenger RNA. RefSeq names its product polypeptide N-acetylgalactosaminyltransferase 13-like. NCBI's taxonomy places the organism in Eukaryota, Metazoa, Echinodermata, Asteroidea, Valvatida, Asterinidae. Gene Ontology annotation, cellular component: Golgi apparatus. Bases 439 to 2178 code for a protein of 579 amino acids. The transcript has 12 exons. The record is from RefSeq and is a predicted model, not a curated record.